Molecule: messenger RNA, 5404 nt
Organism: Triplophysa dalaica
Lineage: Eukaryota; Metazoa; Chordata; Actinopteri; Cypriniformes; Nemacheilidae
Product: complement C3-like
Exons: 41
Coding region: 89-5071 (1660 amino acids)
Biological process (GO): complement activation; inflammatory response
Cellular component (GO): extracellular region
Molecular function (GO): protein binding; endopeptidase inhibitor activity
Source: RefSeq, a predicted model, not a curated record
AGUCGGUUUAGAACCCUGGCAAAGAUGUGUUGACACAAUAUUGGACUGCACAAACAUGAGCAGACACUCACAGUAACAGACAGUCAGGAUGAAUGUGGAUCUGCUUUGGUCGACUUUUGUUCUUCUCUCUUCACCUCUCCUCACAUUAUGUGACCCGCUAUUUGUCCUAUCAGCUCCUAAUUUGCUGAGGGUUGGUUCCUUAGAGAACAUAUUUGUGGAGGCUCAGGAUUACUCUGGAGAGGAUCUGAAUGUGAAGGUCACGGUGAAAAACUUCCCGCGGAAAAAUGUAGAGAUAGCGUCCAAAUCUGUGACGCUGAGAGAAGAAAACAAUUUUCAGCAGCUCGUUGACAUACAGAUUUCAGACAACAGGAACCUUUUCUCUCAUGAUCCUCUGGAGAAGCAGUAUGUGCAUCUACAAGCUCAGUUUCCUUCCAGACUCCUCGAGAAAGUCGUCAUGGUGUCAUUCCAGUCGGGGUAUAUAUUUGUGCAAACAGACAAAGCUAUGUACACGCCUGCUAGUACAGUUCAGUACAGAAUCUUAUCUGUGACUCCUGGUCUUCAACCUCUGGAACAUUCUGGUAUUUCAGUGGAUAUUAUGAAUCCUCAGGGCAUCACAACUAUGGGAGAGGUGGUUUUUCCAGAUAAGGGGAUAAAGUCCGGCAAGUAUGCCAUACCUGCACUCGCCAGUCCUGGCAUCUGGAAGGUGGUUACAAAGUUCAAGAACACACCACAGAAGAACUUCACAGCUGACUUUGAAGUUAAAGAAUAUGUGCUUCCCACUUUUGAAGUCACAUUAUCGCUCAGCCAGUCGUACUUUUCUGUCAAUGAUGAGAGUCUUAUAGUCGACAUCCUGGCCAAGUACCUGUUUGGAAACAACGUGAACGGCAAUGCGUUGGUCGUGUUUGGCGUAAUGGACGAUGAGAGAAAAACAAGUAUACCUUCCUCACUGCAAAGAAUCUCGAUUUUAGAUGGAGAGGGUCAAGCCAAGCUCACAAAUACGAUGAUCCUUCAGACUUUCCCAGAUAUCAACCCACUGGUCGGACAGUCGAUUUACAUCUCAGUCAGUGUUUUUACAGAUAGUGGCACUGAAAUGGUGGAAGCACACAGGAGAGGGAUUCAGAUUGUGACAUCACCGUACACCAUCCGUUUCAAGGGAACACCCCAAUAUUUCAAACCGGGAAUGCCAUUUGAUGUCUCGGUUUACAUAACGGAUCCUGAGCAAAUGCCUGUUAAAAAUGUGGAUGUGGAGGUUAAUACUGGAGAGGUCAGAGGUCGAACAAAGGGCAACGGCAUCGCAAAGUUUACCGUGAACUCCCAAGAGGGAACGUCCACGCUAGAGAUCACGGCACGAACCAAUGAUCCACAAUUAACAGAUGAAGAGCAGGCAGUGAUGAAGAUUACAGCACAGGCUUAUGUGACCAAAGACGCCUCCAAUAACUACCUGCACGUUGGCAUUAAUGCUGCGGAGCUACAGAUCGGAGAUCAGAUUAAAGUCAAUCUGAACACAGGAAGAAGUACUGGAGCCAAAGAUCAAGAUUACACCUAUCUGAUCAUCAGUAAAGGGCAGAUAAUAAAGGUGGACAGGUUUAAGAGAAAAGGACAGUCUUUAGUCACUCUCUCUCUACCUGUGACUAAAGACAUGGUUCCAUCUUUUCGCUUUGUGGCCUAUUAUCACGUCGGAUCGGAUGAGGUGGUGUCUGACUCCGUCUGGGUUGAUGUGAAGGACACUUGUAUGGGAACGCUGACAGUUCAGGUGAACGACCCUCAGCCGAUCUACGAACCCGGUGGUGUGUUCAGCUUGAAGAUAACUGGAGAUCCCGGAGCUAAAGUUGGGCUGGUGGUGGUUGACAAGGCUGUGCAUGUCCUCAACAAGAACAGAUUCACACAGUCGAAGAUCUGGGACGUGAUUGAGAAACAUGACACAGGUUGUACAGCGGGCAGUGGAAGAGACAGUAUGGGGGUUUUCUAUGACGCUGGUCUGAUGUUUGAGUCCAGCACCGCUGGAGGAACCAACACCAGAACAAUGCAGGGUUGUCCAACACCUUCAAAGAGAAGACGUAGAUCAAAUGAUCUUCAGCUGGUUACCACUAGACUGGCGGGGAAAUACUCUGGCGGUCUGAAGAAGUGCUGUGUCGAUGGAAUGAGAGACAAUAAACUCGGCUACACCUGUGAACAACGAGCAAUGUACAUCGAAGACGGACAGGAAUGUGUCCAGGCCUUCCUAAACUGCUGUAAUGAUAUGCUAUCUCAGAGCGAUGCAGCUGGAGAACAGGAGAUGAUUCUGGCUCGAAGCGAGGACGACGACUAUUAUGAAAGUUUUGAUGAAAUCACAUCACGUACGCAGUUUCCAGACAGCUGGCUCUGGGGUGAGGAAGUUCUGCCUCUCUGCCCCGCGGAUAACAAGUUAUGUCAAACAACAUCACUCGUCAAAAGCAAACUUUACCUGAAAGAAUCCAUCACUACCUGGCAAAUCUUCGCUGUCAGCCUGUCGAAAACCCACGGUAUAUGUGUGGCAGAUCCUUACGAGAUGAUCGUUUACAAGAAUUUUUUCAUCGAGCUGAAGAUCCCAUUCUCGGCUGUGCGCAACGAACAACUGCAAAUCAGGGCCAUCAUUCACAACUACACCAGAAAAAAGCAGAAGGUGCGGGUGGAAUUCACAGAGACGGAGCACAUUUGCAGCUCGGCCAGCGAGAAGGGCUCGUACAUGACGGAUGUUGAGGUUGACGCCAUGUCCUCCAGGAGCGUCCCGUAUGUGAUUAUUCCUCUGGAUUUGGGCAACCACUGGAUAGAGGCGAAGGCUGUGGCGUACGAUUCGGCCCAGACUGACGGAGUGAGGAAGAUCCUGAAGGUGGUGUCUGAGGGUUUGCUGACUAUAGUGCAAGAAAAAAAUGUCGAGCUCAAUCCUGCUAAGAUAGGUGUGAUGCAUGUGUCCGUGAGGAGCCACAAGCCAAUCGCUCAAGUUCCAAACACACCGGCCAACACGUACAUCUCAAUAACAAGUAAGAAUCUCAGCGCUCUGGUUGAGCAGGCCAUCGGUGGAGGUGUCAUGAGUCAGUUUAUCGUCCAGCCCCGGGGUAAUGGAGAGGAGAUCAUGAUCCUCAUGACCUUACCUCUUAUUGCUGCUCAUUAUCUGGACAGCACCAAUCAAUGGGACGCUGUUGGUGUGGACCGUCGAAAUGAAGCCAUCAACCAUAUCAACACAGGUUAUCAACGUGCGCUGCGUUUCCGUAAAGUGGACGGGUCGUACGCCGACCUUAUGAGCACCCCUAGCAGCACAUGGUUGACGGCAUAUGUGGCGAAAGUUUUUGUGAUGGCCAACGAUUUGAUCAUCGUAGAUAAGAAAGUGCUCUGUAGCGCCCUCAAGUGGUUAGUCAAACAACAGCAGCCAGACGGCACAUUUAAAGAGGACGCUCAUGUAGUUCAUGAAGAGAUGAUUGGUGAUGUACGGGAUAAAGACGCAGACGCCUCUCUGACUGCGUUCGUCCUGAUUGCCAUGCAGGAGGGCAGUGAGAUUUGUGCUCGAUCUUUUCCCAAUCUGAAGGACAGUAUGAACGGAGCCAUUCAGUAUCUGACGCUCAGAGUUCACAGUCUGACCAAUCCUUACGCUGUUGCCAUGACCUCUUACGCUUUGGCUCACGCUGACAAACUCAACAAAGACAUCUUGAUGAGUUACUCCAGACAGAACGAUGCUGGUACUUUUUGGCAAGUUCCCGGGCUGCACCGUCACUCUCUGGAGGCCACAGGCUAUGCCGUGCUCGCCCUGGUGAAGGCCAAGGAGUUCGUGACUGCAGGACAGGCCGUGCGCUGGCUGGCGAGACAAAUAGAUCGGUACGGAGGUCCAGGCACCACACAGGCAACCAUCAUCGUUUUUCAAGCCGUAGCUGAAUAUCGCACGCAAGCGAAGAAGCAGGAUUUUAAUCUCGAUGUUGAGGUUUCGGUGGAGGGAAGGAAUAUUAAUAAAUUAUGGACAUUCACGCGGUCCAACAACUACGUCACUCGUUCUGAGAAGGUGAAGCUUAUGCAAAACUUCAACAUCACUGCAAGAGGGACGGGAGCGGCCUCACUCUCUGUAUAUACUCUGUACUACGCCCUUCCAGAAGAGAAGAACACCGAUUGUGAAAUGUUUGAUCUCAGUGUGCUGAUGACAAAAGAGCGUCAGGCUUCUUCUCCAGGAGCCAUUGAAACAUAUCUGCUCACGAUCGAAACAAAUUUGAAGAAUCCCGACAGAGAUGCUGCCUUGACUGUUUUGGAUAUUGGCCUUCUGACGGGAUAUAAAGUGGAUGAUAAUGAUCUUUCACAGGUCAGUAUUUUCAUGGAUGAUAAUGUCAUUAAUAAUCUUCAGCUAUCUAAAGGGAAAGACAAGUACAUCGAUAGAUACGAGAAGAAGGUGGACCUUUCAGAACGCGGAUCCCUCAUGAUCUUCUUGAAUAAGAUGUCUCAUGAAGUGAGAGAGCGGGUUGCUUUCCGAAUCCAUAAGAUGAAUGAAGUGGGCAUGUUGCAGCCCGCCGGAGUCACUCUGUAUGAAUACAACUCUCCAGAUGACCGUUGUGUGAAGUUCUAUCAUCCUCAUAAGAAAGAUGGCGCUCUGAAUCAACUCUGCCAUGAGGAUCUGUGUCACUGUGCUGAAGAGAACUGUAGUUUUCAAAAGAAACAUCGUAUUAAAGAAUCGCAUCGUGCAGACAAGGCCUGCUCAAGUGAUGUGGACUACGUUUAUAAAACCCGGCUGGAGAAUGUGGACCUCUCACUGCAUGCAGACAUCUAUAACAUGACUAUUGAACAAGUGCUGAAGGAAGGCACCGAUCCGGCUGUAGAAGGCCACUUGAGGUCUUUUCUGGCUCAUCCUCACUGUAGAGACUUUCUGAAGCUCGAAGCAGGCAAAUCAUACCUGAUCAUGGGCCAAACCAAACCUCUUCCCCGCAUCGGUGGAAGCCUGAGGUACAGUUUGGGUGAAAAGACGUGGAUUGAAUACUGGCCCACACGAAAUGAGUCUCAGACUGCAGAAUACAAGGAGCCGUACAUCGGCAUCGGGAUGUUAGCUGAGCAGCUCUUUAACAUUGGAUGCACAACGUGAAGAUUCUCAUCAAAUGGGAAAACUUCACGAAACUGCUGCUAACAAAGUCUUCUUCUGAUUGAGUUACAGAAACACAUAUAGAUUCAAUAGAGUAAUGGUAAAUCAAUAAGAAAGCACAAAACAAUAUAUGAAACAAUACAAAUCUAAAAGUAACAAAACGUUCACAUAACCUGUUGGACUAUGUCAAAGUGUAAUAGUGGCUGUUAUGUAGUGGGGUGACAACCUGCCCCCGCUCCCUAACAUCCAUUACAAUUCUAUUAGAUGUGUAAAUUUGUACCAGAGACUUUAUCACAUGCUUAAACAUGCAAAUAAAACAAACAAAAGUAAAUAAAA